Molecule: messenger RNA, 887 nt
Organism: Musa acuminata subsp. malaccensis (wild Malaysian banana)
Lineage: Eukaryota; Viridiplantae; Streptophyta; Magnoliopsida; Zingiberales; Musaceae
Source: RefSeq, a predicted model, not a curated record
UCCGAGACCGGGGAUCCCUCGAGAACGGACAUCUUCGAUCUGGUGAUCAGUUCCCUAUCCUUGGUUGUGUUUUCCACAUUGUUCUUGGGUUUGUUGUUGUGAUUUCCACAUUCUUCUUGGAUCGUCGUUGUGAUUUCCACUUCUUGGACUAUUGUUGUUGUGAUUUCCAAUUUUUUCUUGGAUUGUUGCUGUUAUGAUUUCCGCAUUCUUCUGGGAUUGUUGGUGUUGCUUUUGUGUAAAUUUCUUGGGCCCUUCUUCUCUUGUUCCUUUUCAUUCUCGCGCAACCAUCGAACUGAUCAUGGUGACGCUGUGAACCUAUGUGGGCCUUCUGGAACGAACUUGGACUCGAUUGAUCUGCCAAGAGCUGUCGAAAUGGGAAUGUACGCUUUGCAUUCGGUAAAUCAAGGGUUGGCGAUACCGACCAAAAGAACCAUCAUCUUGAUUGAUCGGCAUACAGUGCGAGCAAACCGCCAUCGAUUGAGCUUGCUCGUUUCUUUAAAUCAAUGGAAUCAGAUACUUCAACAGGCACUGAAUUGGCAUUUGGAACGAGAUUUCCACAGGUAUCCGCCCCCCAGAUCUCUUUGAGGCCACUCCUCGAACAGGUGGUAGACGUAAGUCGUAACCCUCCUCCCUCCUCCCUUCGGCGAUCUCUUCUCUUCCUGCGUAGGUCCAGCGUCCAACAAGAGGCUGGAGAUACCGCGGAGGAAAACGGUAAAGAGACGGAGUUGCGAGCAAGAAAGAAAAGCUGUUCACAGUGGGCAAGAAAAAUGGCGCCUUGCUGGAUCUCCUGCAGGCGAUUCAUUCAAGAGGUCGGGCUUUCACCUCCCCUGCACAAGAGGUACGCAAACAAAAAGGCCUGCUCUCUUUCCAAUAAUCACAAAAAGUAG